Neltuma alba is the source of this 414-nucleotide messenger RNA. RefSeq lists its product as uncharacterized. Bases 1 to 414 code for a protein of 137 amino acids. The transcript has a single exon. The record is from RefSeq and is a predicted model, not a curated record. NCBI's taxonomy places the organism in Eukaryota, Viridiplantae, Streptophyta, Magnoliopsida, Fabales, Fabaceae.
AUGGCUUGGGAUUUGACUGGCAUCCCUUAUGGACAUGAUGUGGCUGCAAUUUAUCAAAUGAGAGGGAUACCUGAAGAUUAUGUUUCUACAUAUUAUAGUAAAGAUUCAUUCAUGAGAGCUUAUGCUUUAGCAGUAGGUGCAAUGCCAAGUGAAGAACAUUGGCCACAAUCAAAAGUAGUUUCCUUACAGCCACCAAAGUAUAAUAGGGCACCUGAAAGGCCAAGAAAAGCAAGGAAGAAAGCUCCAUAUCAGCAACAAAGCCCAUCAAAGAUAAGCAAAAAGGGGGCUACCACAAAGUUUGGUAAUUGUAGAAAAAUGGGUCACAAUGCACAGGGUUGUAAGGCUCCUCCUACUCCCAACAGAAAGGUGUACAAGAAGAAGAAGAAGAAUGUUGCAUCAAGACAAAAUGAAUAG